This is a messenger RNA of Carlito syrichta (Philippine tarsier), 1059 nucleotides long. RefSeq names its product C-C motif chemokine receptor like 2 (gene CCRL2). Gene Ontology annotation, biological process: chemotaxis; inflammatory response; immune response. The record is from RefSeq and is a predicted model, not a curated record. The coding region runs from base 7 to 1059 and encodes 350 amino acids. Gene Ontology annotation, cellular component: membrane; cytoplasm. The transcript has a single exon. Gene Ontology annotation, molecular function: chemokine receptor activity. Lineage: Eukaryota; Metazoa; Chordata; Mammalia; Primates; Tarsiidae.
CUGAAGAUGGCUAAUUACACGCUGCCACCAGAGGAUGAGUAUGAUGUCCUCAUAGAGGACGAUCUGAAGGAUGACAAGACAGAGCUGUGUGACAGGUAUGACGCCCAGGUCCUCUCAGCCCAGCUGGUGCCACAGCUCUACUCGACCAUCUUCGUGGUUGGUCUUCUGGACAAUAUCCUGGUGGUGCUUAUCCUGGUUAAAUAUAAAGGACUCAAACACCUGGAAAAUAUCUACUCUCUAAAUUUGACACUUUUUAACUUCUGUUUCUUGCUUACCCUGCCAUUCUGGACUCACAGUGCUUCACAUGGAGGCAGUCUUGGCGAGCCCAUGUGUGCGAUUCUCAGUGAACUCUGCUCCAUAGGCCUAUAUGGUGAGGUGCUGUUCAGUGUCCUCCUUACUGUGCAAAAACACCCGGUGUUUUUCCACAUGAGAGACUGUUCCUCGGCCACCAGGACGGUGUCCCGCAGCAUCCUUAUGAGUGUCCUAGCGUGGGUAAUAGUCAUUCUGGCCACUUUACCUGAACUCGUGUUACAUAAACUUCAGACAGAAGGUCAGAAAUACCAGUGUGUCUUUAACACACCUCCCUUCCUGCCAGCCGAUGAGACACUGUGGAAGCAUUUUCUGACUCUAAAGAUGAACAUUUUGGUUCUUGUUGUCCCACUGUUUGUUUUUGUAUUUUGCUGCAUAUGCAUGAGAAAAACACUAAGUUUCAGGGAGAGGAGGUAUGGCCUUUCCAAGCUUGUUUUUGCCAUCAUGGUUGUCUUCCUUCUGAUGUGGGCACCCUACAAUGUUGCACUUUUCCUGUCCACUUUCCGAGAACACUUCUCCCUGCAUGACUGCAAGAGCAGCUACAACCUGGACAAAAGUGUGCAAAUAACGAAAAUCAUCGCCACCACUCACUGCUGUGUCAACCCUCUCCUCUGUGUGUUUCUGGACACGGCAUUUGGGAAAUACCUCUGCCACCUGUUCCAUCUGCGUCACAACACCCCUCUUCAACCCAGUGAGGAGUCUGCACAGGGUCCAUCAAGGGAAGAACAUGAGCACUCUUCCCAAUUGUAA